Molecule: messenger RNA, 913 nt
Organism: Echinops telfairi (small Madagascar hedgehog)
Lineage: Eukaryota; Metazoa; Chordata; Mammalia; Afrosoricida; Tenrecidae
Gene: PNMA8C
Product: PNMA family member 8C
Exons: 2
Coding region: 335-913 (192 amino acids)
Source: RefSeq, a predicted model, not a curated record
CUCCGUGAGAGCAGUCCCGGGGAGACCAGCAGUCGCAGCAGGAGCCCCUCCAGACCCCCCCUGGUCAGGAGCCACACGGGCCAGCUGCAAACACCCCCACCCGGCCUUCCCCGGUGCGCGUAAGUCCCUGCGAAUUCCCAAGAGCAAGCUGGGAAGACUGGUCCGUCAGACCGUCAGUCCGGAGGCCCUGGUGUGAGCUCAGGGCCUGGGUACCGCCUCGCCUCUCCCGUCGCCUUGGGAACCAGUCCGUGGCAUCCUGGAUCCGUUUUGGGAUUCCCCAGGCCUCUCCGGGGAGCAGCAGCGGGCCUACUGCUGCCUCCGCGAGCUGGGCAAGAUGCUGUUUGGCGUGAAGGACAUUGCCCUGCUGGAGCACGGGUGCAAGGCCCUGGAGGUGGACAGCUACAGGUCCCUGAUGGUCCUGGGCAUCCCGGAAGACUGCACCCACGAGGAAUUCGAGGACAUCAUCCGAGUCCCUCUGAAGCCCCUGGGCCACUUCGAAGUGGCCGGGAAGGCCUUGCUGGAAGAGGACCAGACGAAGGCCGCCAUCAUCCGGCUGGCCCAGGACAUCAAUUACGCCGUGAUCCCCCGCGAGAUCCGUGGCAAGGGCGGCGUGUGGCGCGUGGUCUACAUGCCACGGAAGCAGGACGUGGAAUUCCUCACCAAGCUGAACCUCUUCCUCCAGAGCGAGGGCAGGACAGUGGAGGACGUGGCCCGGAUCCUCAGGCAAGAACUGUGUCCGGACGCCGUGGCGCCCAGGCCGGGGGAGGAGCCCGGCGCUGAGGCUGCGGCCGAGGGGGACGGGGCAGCCCCGCUGGACGCCCCCGAGAAGGAGGGCAAGAAGCCUGCCCAGGUGAAGCAGCGCAUCCCCGCGUUGCCUUGGAGACCGCCAGGGCGGAGGAGGAGGCGGGACUAG